AUGUGGACAACCAGAUCUUUGUUCAGAACUCCUCGGAGAGGGUUCUUUUGGAGGACUCCAAAACCAAAGCUCCCUCCAAAGCCUGAUCUUUACAAAGUACUUGGCGUUGAUAAGAAGGCCACACAAAGACAGAUCAAAAUGGCAUAUUUUGAGAAAGCCAAGAUGCAUCAUCCUGACGUGAGUAAAUCAGGAGAUACCUCUGAAUAUAACUUUGAGAUGAUUAAUGAAGCAUAUCAGACCCUGAAUGAUCCUAAGAAACGGAAGACUUACAAUGUUACAGGGCUUUUCUCCCAUGAGCAGGAGCAAGGCAUGAGCGAUGACUCAGACGCCUCCGAUUUCUCAGACGAGACAAUUAAGAGGAAACCUUUAUUACAAGAAAUUCAUGAUAAAUUUCCAGCCUACAAGAGGAUGUUUCAGUAUAAUUCUAAUGCGGCUGAGUCUCUUUUAAACCAGAAGUUUGGGGCUGUUGACUCCAUAGGUAGAGGACUUACACUAAAAACUGAUCACGAGCCCAACAUUGUUCGAAAUGUCACCCUUGACUUUGAAGAAUUAGCAGAACUAAUGAGGAAGGAGGAUCCCAACGAGCAAUUCUUAGAACGAGAGUUAACCUACAAACGGUUCGUACUGUGCCAUGACUGCGGGGGUGGGCUCAUUGCUAAAGGUGCUUAUCACCAUUUAUGAGACUCAUGAGAUGGAGAGAGCUACAGAUUUGAAGAAACUGACUAUGGACCUGAUUUCUUUGAUUGCUUAUCUUGUAAAGGAACAGGAAUUAUUAUAAAAGACGUAUGAAAGACAUGAGAAGCAAAAGGAGUCCUGACCCAGCAAGAGAAGUUAAGAGUAAAAAUACCAGCAGGCGUCAGGGAUGGAGAAUAUUUGAGAAUUAAAUAACCGAGGAAAUUUCUGAUCUGAUUUAUCAUACGGAGAUUUCUUCGUUAAAAUCAAUAUUUAUAAUAUUCCCAAGGAUUAUGAGAUUCAAGGUUACAACAUUGUGACCACCCAAAAAGUGCCAGUAGGAAAGGCUGUGCUUGGAGGGCAGGAAUACUUUAAUACAUUAUAUGGAGUUGUUUCAAGCCAUCUACCUCCAAGAGUUGAGCCGAAUAGAAAGUUUGAGUUAAAGGGAUAUGGACUACCAAUUCCUUACUCUAAUGGAAGAAAAGGAAAGCAUAUCUUCAUAAUUGAGUAUGUCAUGCCAUAG
Molecule: messenger RNA, 1195 nt
Organism: Moneuplotes crassus
Lineage: Eukaryota; Ciliophora; Spirotrichea; Euplotida; Euplotidae
Source: the annotation of a GenBank genome assembly